This is a messenger RNA of Ahaetulla prasina, 5467 nucleotides long. It is a transcript of the gene ENPEP, whose product is annotated as glutamyl aminopeptidase. Gene Ontology annotation, molecular function: zinc ion binding; metalloaminopeptidase activity; peptide binding. The record is from RefSeq and is a predicted model, not a curated record. Bases 767 to 3457 code for a protein of 896 amino acids. Gene Ontology annotation, biological process: peptide catabolic process; proteolysis. The transcript has 19 exons. NCBI's taxonomy places the organism in Eukaryota, Metazoa, Chordata, Lepidosauria, Squamata, Colubridae. Gene Ontology annotation, cellular component: cytoplasm.
AGCUGCGUUUGGAGCUUAAUGUUCUUUCCAGAACCACAUGGAAUAACAAGAGUGUAGGAGAACUGAAAGCAAAGCUCAUCCAUUUGAAAAACCCAGAUAGAAACUUUUUUAGAAGUGGAAAGGACUUUUUUUUUAUUCCCGAAAAAAUCCAGAACGUGGACUAUAUUUCCCCCCUCCACAACUACGUGAGGUGGAAGUCCAAGGAGAAUCCUGCUCACAAAAGAAACUGGAUGAGAAAGGUAAAGGUAGUGACAAAGGUUGAGAUUUUUGAUCAGUGACACCUCUCUUGAACAGUGCGCUGUCUUUUAGAAAGUUGCUGACGGAGCUUUGGCAUUUGAUCAUCUCCAACUGCUGAUUAACACAGCACCGUUUUAUAUUUAACUCUGACCAGAGCAGGAGGAGUUGGGGGUGGGGUUGUGCGGCUUAUAAGGCAAAUAGGAGCAGCCACAAAGUUCUUCUGCAUGCGUUUCCUCUUUCUUCUCUCCUGAACUGAAUCCUGCUUUACCAGUCAUUUUCCUUUGGAAAAAAAAUCAAACUUUUUUGUGGGGAGGGGGGGUUAACUGUCUUAAAGGAAACUGAGGGGAGGGAGAGAGGAAAGAGGCAAGCAAAAGCAGAUGAGAAGGAAAGAGGAAGAGACAGCUUAUUAAAUACAGCCGAGUCCCUUCUUCAACCAAAGAGAGAGAGCGAGAGAAGAGAGCGAGCAAGCCACCGCACUGUUGCUUAAUGUGUCUGUUUUAAAUUGUAAGUUUGGUAAGCACAGUGGGAGAUGCAAGGAAUGGAUAUUGAAGACAAGUCAUCCAAAAUGCAUUGCAUGAAAGGCAAGCACGUGGCCAUCAUUUGUGGAGUGGUAACUGCUGUGGGUUUGAUUUUAGGACUCGGAUUAGGUUUAGGCUUAAAACCUGAGACCUGCUACCCUCCAGAAGACAAUGGGCAAGUGUCAACAAAACCACCCACAUCCACUGCUCCAGAGGUCACACAUCCUUCAGAGACCAGUGUGUUUUGCAGUGCCAAAAACGAUGAAAAUGGACCCUGGAUGAAUUUCAGGCUGCCCAACUAUUUUCACCCAGUUCAUUACGACUUAGAUUUGACUCCUGAGAUGGAAGCUGAAGUGUACACCGGAAUGGUAAAUAUCUCCAUCAGUUUGGAAAAACAGACAACCAGACAUUUGUGGCUUCACCUGAGAGAAACAAAGAUCACAGAAAUACCUGAGCUCAGGACAUCCUCAGGCCAGGUCAUUGCGAUAAAGCGUUGUUUUGGAUAUGAACGACAUGAAUAUGUGGUGAUAGAGGCAGAAGAAGACUUGCAUCCUAGCAGCUAUUUCCUGAGUAUGAAAUUCAAAGGCUAUUUGAACGGUUCCCUGGUUGGAUUUUAUAGAACAAGCUAUGAGGAGAAUGGAAAGACCAAAUACAUAGCAGCAACUGAUCAUGAGCCAACUGAUGCACGAAAAUCAUUUCCUUGCUUUGAUGAACCUAACAAAAAAGCAACAUUUAAUAUAUCUAUUACUCAUGAACGUGACUAUGAAGCCCUAUCAAACAUGCCAGUAGAGACUAUGCCUAAAAGAUGUAAUGAAGGAAUGGGAGAAAUGGAACACAUUUUAUCUGACGUCAGAGAAAACAAAAUAGCAAUUCCAGAUUUUGGCACCGGGGCCAUGGAGAACUGGGGGCUGAUCACUUAUAGAGAAACUAAUCUCCUUUACGAUUCACAAGAAUCUGCUGCUUCAAACAAGCAAAGAGUGGCAGCUGUGGUUGCCCAUGAACUUGUCCAUCAGUGGUUUGGAAAUAUUGUGACCAUGGAUUGGUGGGAUGACUUAUGGCUAAAUGAAGGAUUUGCCAGUUUCUUUGAGUUUAUGGGUGUAAAUGCUAAAGAAGAAAAUUGGCAAAUGCUGGACCAAAUUUUAAUUGAUGAUCUACUCCCAGUGCUGAAGGAUGAUUCUUUGGUUUCAUCUCACCCUAUUACUGUGAAUGUGUCUUCUCCUGAUGAAAUAACUUCUGUGUUUGAUGGCAUAUCCUACAGCAAAGGAGCAUCAAUUCUCAGAAUGCUUGAAGAUUGGAUCUCUCCAGCACACUUCAGAGCUGGAUGUCAGAAAUACUUAACAGAACACCAUUUUAAAAAUGCAAAAACAGAAGAUUUCUGGAAAGCAAUGGAAGAGGUAAGUGGGAAGCCUGUCAAAGAAGUGAUGGACACAUGGACCAGGCAGAUGGGUUAUCCUGUGUUGAAAGUUAAUUCAAGCUCAACAGUCACACAGCAACGUUUUCUAUUGGAUCCCAAAGCAGAUCCCUCCAAGCCAUCUUCUCAGUUUAGUUACAAGUGGAAUAUUCCAGUAAAGUGGGAAGAGGGGAAAACAUCAAAUAUAACAUUCUACAAUAAAUCAGAAUCAGCAGGAAUUACUAUUCCACGACCCAAUAAUCUUCCUGCUGAUUCUUUCUUGAAAAUAAACAAGGAUCAUGUUGGGUUUUAUCGUGUAAAUUAUGAACCCCAAGUCUGGCGUGAUUUAGCUGAUAUUAUGAUCAAAGGCCAUCAGAAUUUUAGUCUAGCUGAUCGUGCGGGUUUUAUCGAUGAUGCUUUUGCAUUGGCCAGAGCUGGACUUCUGAAGUAUGCUGAUGCAUUGAACCUUACAAAAUAUCUGCUACACGAGAAAGAAUAUAUACCAUGGCAAAGGGCUGUAGUAGCGGUAUCGUAUAUUGGACACAUGAUUGAAGAUGAUAAGACACUCUAUCCCAAAUUUCAGAAGUAUUUUGGUAGCCUGGUCAAGCCCAUCGCAAGUGAACUGAAAUGGGAGACUGAUGAUGACCAUAUCAAGAGCCUCCUUCGUACAACUGUUUUGGAAUUUGCAUGCAAUAUGGAUGACCCAGAGGCUUUGGCGAAUGCCUCUUCCAAGUUUAAGACUUGGAUGAAUGGAACAAGUCUAGAUGUAAAUAUCCGUCUCCUGGUGUACCGUUUUGGGAUGCAGCACUCAGGUGACGAGCAAGCCUGGAAUUAUAUGUUUCAGAAGUACACAACUUCAACAUUAGCUCAAGAAAAGGAGAAGCUUCUCUAUGGCCUGGCAUCAGUGAAAAACAUAACUCUGCUGAACAGAUUCUUAAAUUGCAUCAAAAACACAACUCUCAUAAGAAGUCAAGAUGUGUUCACUGUCUUGAGAUACAUCUCCUUUAAUAGUUACGGCAAAACCAUGGCCUGGGACUGGGUACGGCUCAACUGGGAAUAUUUGGUCAAACGAUACACUCUUAAUGAUAGAAAUCUUGGCCGCCUAAUAUCAAGAAUAUCAGGCACAUUUAACACAGAGCUCCAGCUUUGGCAGAUGGAAAAUUUCUUUGAGAGAUACCCUGAUGCUGGAGCAGGAGAAGCCUCAAGAAAGCAAGCUUUGGAAACUACAAAGAGCAACAUCGAAUGGCUAAAACAAUACCGAGAUGACAUAGCAACCUGGCUUGAAAAUUCAGAGCAGCCAAACUUUGUAUAAUUGUGUCUCAGUCCUCAUGAAAAUUCUUAGGAUUUUUUUUUUUUUUUAAAUCACACCAACAUGGUAAUUUGCAGAAAUGCUACAUUUAGAUUUUGACAGAUCUGUCAACUUUGAAAUACUUUAAUUUAUUGAAAUAUGUAUUGAAAGAAGCCAUCAAGUCAUUCUUAAAUGUUCCUAUAAAUGUUUCUAAUCUCCUAGAAUAUUUGUUCACAUUUGUUUUAACUGGAUAAAAUGUAAAAUUAUAAUUUGCACAAACAUAAUUAUAGGAUCUCCAUUACGUUUACGAGCAUUACUGAUGUUUGUACUUAACCACAUAUUCACCACUCUGAAAACGAAUCUUUUAUACAAAAAUAUUUAUUAUUCCAUGUGUUCAGGAGGCCCUUUCAAAUAAAACUUCAUAGAAUCCAUUCCAAAGGGAGGGCUUUGCCUCUAUUCAGAAAAAAAACUAGGUAAUAUGUAUAUAUUCUGUUAGGAAAUAAAAGCACAACCCAAUGUUGGCAGGGAGGAGAGGAGAAAUCACAAAAUUUUGAGAAACAGACAAACAGACAGACUGACUGACUGAUUAAAGUUAUUAUUCUAAAGUAACUUUGAGAAACCCAUAGCUUUGAUAAAGAUUAUAUUUAGGGCAAGAGGAAAAUGCAUAUUCAGAAAUUUCAGGUAAAGAAUCAUUGGCAGCUGGCUUGAUCUAAGAAUUCUCAUCUUGAACCCUGAAAAGCUGUUAUCACCCAAAAGAGUAGUCAGCAGCAUUUUAAUUGGUGGGUACUGCUGCUUGGCUUUGUGUUAUAGCAUCGGCACCUAUUUUUUAAUUUACUUUUUAAUGUCCGGCUCUCACCAUAAUCUUAUAUUCAAAUACUAAAAUCUCUCACACAUUUGGACAACCUUGAAAAAAAUUCAGCCAUUGGAGAUUGGAUUUUAACAAUGAAAAAGGCUAUGAUACAAUUUUAUAAACAAAUAAUUCAAUCUUUCUGAAAUGGGCAUUUUAUACAGUAGCUGAGCACUGCUGAGAAAAACAGCUAGAAAUUAAUUAGUCCAAAAUGUCCUAACACCAAACAAUCACCCAGUAGAACAAAUUAAGACCUUGAAAUAUCUGGAUAUUAUUUUCCAUGCGACAGGCAACCAUAAAUCCCAUGCCAGCUUUAAGUCCCAUUAUGUCAGCUUAAAUGCACAAAAACAGCAUCAACUUUACAAUCUUUCCACUUAUCCAAAGAAGCUCAAAUAUACCUGCAGCAAUUAAAGUUUUCUCAGCUAAGAUCUUAGCCCAGCGUCUCUUUGGAGUUCAGCUGGACACCUACAGGCUAUUCCUUUCUCUUGAAAGAGUUCAGUUCUAGCUCCGGGAUCUUCUUCAUUCCAAAUGGGGUAUUUUGCCGUGAAGCUGGCCUACUUAAAAUAGAAAACUUGUGGAUCAAACUUGCUUCCCCCUUUCCCUCCCACCCCACCCCCCGCUGAUUUGGCCCCUGUAAUCAUGACUUUCACUUUUCCUGGUGCCAUGCAAUACUUACUCAAUAUCAAUCCUAUGGCUUUACACGGGCUUUUUUUUUGAGCUACAAUAUUCUGUAUAUUUUCCACGACCAGUCAGAUACCUAAGCUUCAUAACGGUUCCAAAAUUUAGAAAGGCUUAUCCUUGACUAAAUUUAACGCCCUGCUCCUAAGAGCUGUUACUGAAGGAAGAUCUAAAACGUCCUUUUGUAUCCAUGAGGUGGAGGAAUAGUUGAGGCAAUGGAACAUGUUCCUUUAUAUUGUCUCUUCUACGCAGGAAUUAUCUCCAUUCUUCACUAAACAUCCUGGUUGUUCUAUCCUUCUUAAGUUAUUACUCUCUAAUCAGUCUGAUUUUACUUCACUGACCACAGCCAAGAACUGUCUAUAGUUUGUACAGUACACUGUAGUAUCUCCUCUCUUCUUUUAAAUAUUUCAGAAUGUUAUGUCUUUCCUCUUGUACUUUAAUUAUGAUGUUUUGUUUUAUUUGCUGUUCUGUGACUGAAUAAAUAUUGAUUGAGUGAUAAUAAAUAUUGA